Molecule: messenger RNA, 3300 nt
Organism: Pongo pygmaeus (Bornean orangutan)
Lineage: Eukaryota; Metazoa; Chordata; Mammalia; Primates; Hominidae
Gene: SIAE
Product: sialic acid acetylesterase
Exons: 10
Coding region: 173-1744 (523 amino acids)
Biological process (GO): carbohydrate metabolic process
Molecular function (GO): sialate O-acetylesterase activity
Source: RefSeq, a predicted model, not a curated record
AAAAAAAAAAAAAACUACGGCGGCCGAGAAGGGGCGAGCACGGCCCAGUCCUGAGGUCGCGGGAGGCUCCGAGGACUGCAAAAGGGUGGAGCCGGCCUCGCCCCCGCCCAGGCCCCGCCCCUGCCGGGAGCCCACCUUCCCAGUCCCGGGCGGCGGGCAGAUCCUUGCAAGCAUGGUCGCGCCGGGGCUUGUACUCGGGCUGGUGCUGCCAUUAAUCCUGUGGGCCGACAGAAGUGCAGGUAUUGGUUUUCGCUUUGCUUCAUACAUCAAUAAUGAUAUGGUGCUGCAGAAGGAGCCUGCUGGGGCAGUGAUAUGGGGCUUCGGUACACCUGGAGCCACAGUGACCGUGACCCUGCGCCAAGGUCAGGAAACCAUCAUGAAGAAAGUGACCAGUGUGAAAGCUCACUCUGAUACCUGGAUGGUGGUACUGGAUCCUAUGAAGCCUGGAGGACCUUUCGAAGUGAUGGCACAACAGACUUUGGAGAAAAUAAACUUCACCCUGAGAGUUCAUGAUGUCCUGUUUGGAGAUGUCUGGCUCUGUAGUGGGCAGAGUAACAUGCAGAUGACUGUGUUACAGAUAUUUAAUGCUACAAGGGAGUUGUCUAACACUGCUGCCUAUCAGUCUGUCCGCAUCCUCUCCGUCUCUCCCACUCAGGCAGAGCAGGAGCUGGAGGACCUUGUUGCGGUUGACUUGCAAUGGUCUAAGCCCACCUCAGAAAACUUAGGCCAUGGAUAUUUCAAGUACAUGUCAGCAGUGUGCUGGCUCUUUGGACGUCACCUGUAUGACACUCUGCAGUAUCCCAUCGGGCUGAUCGCCUCCAGCUGGGGCGGGACACCCAUUGAAGCUUGGUCAUCUGGACGGUCACUGAAAGCCUGCGGGGUCCCUAAACAAGGGUCUGUUCCAUACGAUUCUGUAACUGGUCCCAGUAAGCACUCUGUUCUCUGGAACGCCAUGAUCCACCCACUGUGCAAUAUGACUCUGAAAGGGGUAGUAUGGUACCAGGGGGAGUCCAAUAUAAAUUAUAACACGGAUCUGUACAAUUGCACAUUCCCUGCACUCAUCGAAGACUGGCGUGAAACCUUCCACCGUGGUUCCCAGGGGCAGACGGAGCGCUUCUUCCCAUUUGGACUUGUCCAGUUAUCUUCAGAUUUGUCUAAGAAGAGCUCAGACGAUGGAUUUCCCCAGAUCCGUUGGCAUCAAACAGCAGACUUCGGCUAUGUCCCCAACCCAAAGAUGCCCAAUACUUUCAUGGCUGUAGCUAUGGAUCUCUGUGAUAGAGACUCGCCUUUUGGCAGCAUCCACCCUCGAGAUAAACAGACUGUGGCUUAUCGGCUGCACUUGGGGGCCCGUGCUCUGGCUUAUGGUGAGAAGAAUUUGACCUUUGAAGGACCACUGCCUGAGAAGAUAGAACUCUUGGCUCACAAGGGGCUGCUCAAUCUCACAUAUUACCAGCAAAUCCAGGUGCAGAAAAAGGACAACAAGAUAUUUGAGAUCUCCUGUUGCAGUGACCGUCGAUGCAAGUGGCUUCCAGCUUCCAUGAGCACUGUCUCCACCCAGUCCCUGACCCUGGCGAUCGAUUCUUGUCGUGGCACUGUGGUUGCUCUCCGCUAUGCUUGGACCACAUGGCCUUGUGAAUAUAAGCAGUGUCCCCUAUACCACCCCAGCAGUGCCCUGCCAGCCUCUCCCUUCAUUGCUUUCAUUACAGACCAGGAUCCUGGACAUCAGAGCAAUGUUGCUAAGUGACUGUUUCAAUAUGAUCAGAACUUAGAUAUAAGGAUGGGUCCUUCAGAUUUUAGCAUUUAGGAGUUUCAAUAAUAACCACUGCUUUUAAAGGAAAUUAAUAGAAAGCCUCAUUGAAUGGCUUUCAGCUAGCACAUGGCUGUUUCUAUAUUCUGAUGAGCCCGGGCUUAUAGGUAACUUGAAAUGCUUGCUUUUUGUUCCCUAGUUAGUCUAAGGGUCUGUAUUGGACUAAUUCUGAACUACAGACAAAUUGGACCUCAAUGUCAUUCACUUCCCUCAUAUUAAUGGGAGUGAAAUGUCUAAUCCUUUUGCCCCUUUUAUCCAGCGUGGUGGGAUCUCAGGAUUGGAGGGAUUUUAUCCAGCGUGGUGGGAUCUCAGGAUUGGAGAGAUUUUAUCCAGCGUGGUGGGAUCUCAGGAUUGGAGGGAUUUUAUCCAGCGUGGUGGGAUCUCAGGAUUGGAGAGAUUUUAUCCAGCGUGGUGGGAUCUCAGGAUUGGAGGGAUUUUAUCCAGCGUGGUGGGAUCUCAGGAUUGGAGAGAUUUUAUCCAGCGUGGUGGGAUCUCAGGAUUGGAGGGAUUUUAUCCAGCGUGGUGGGAUCUCAGGAUUGGAGGGAUUUUAUCCAGCGUGGUGGGAUCUCAGGAUUGGAGGGAUUUUAUCCAGCGUGGUGGGAUCUCAGGAUUGGAGGGAUUUUAUCCAGCGUGGUGGGAUCUCAGGAUUGGAGGGAUUUUAUCCAGCGUGGUGGGAUCUCAGGAUUGGAGAGAUUUUAUCCAGCGUGGUGGGAUCUCAGGAUUGGAGGGAUUUUAUCCAGCGUGGUGGGAUCUCAGGAUUGGAGGGAUUUUAUCCAGCGUGGUGGGAUCUCAGGAUUGGAGAGACUUGAAAGACCACACAGGCCAGCUAGUGUUCAUGUUCUUUACAGAACUUCCCACAGGUGCUUCCUGAAUCUCUGUAUGAACUUUCCAUUCAAAACUUUCCAAGUUUUUCCUUAUGUGGAACCAAAAUCUUUCUCCUGUGAAACUUUACUACUAUCAGAGGCUUUCAGAUAAUUGAAGACAGAUCUCUUUGUAUUCUCUUCAAGCCCAAACCAAUUCUGUUCCUUCAAUCUAAAUAGUGGUAAUACGAAUGUUUAAGAAAUAAGAAACAUGUGCAGGCACUUUGGGAGGUGCUAAGUGACUGCCCUAAGGAAUGAAAAGCAAGGCCAGGUGGGCGUAGCCCAGGGAAGGCACUUGGGCUGCCAGGAACAGGAGGGGUGGGAAACUCUGGCUUAGGAAAACAUGAACAUAGGGGCAACAGAGGCAAACUGUUGUUCGAGUUAAAUAUAAAUCUCAGGCUCUUUAAAGGCAAAAGGUUUAAGGAUAAUCCAUUUGGAAGAAAAGAGUGAGGCUGAAAGUAAAGCCACAUGACAAGCAUAUAGAAAAAUAAUGCAGAUGAUACAAAUAUGAAAGAGGCCUUCUGUGUUUAUUAUUAAGAAUCUUAAUGCAGUUUACUGAUGGAUUAAAAACAGCUAACAUUGCCUGAAAAUUAUGUUACCUAUAAGAAGUUGGAAAUAAAAGCAUAAUCACUA